CGUCACGGUUGGUGGACAGAAACUCUCGAGCUGGACGUGUUCUUUUCUUUUGCAAAAUGGUGGAACAGUAUAGAGCAUGAUUGAUGUUCAAUAUCACCAUGGCCCGAAACUCAAUCUAUAGAGUUCUGCUCGUGUGGAUCACCACCCUUGUUUACUUAUUCAAUAUAAUCCUCGCCGAGCCGGUUCAAUAUUGCAAAUUUGGAUACAAAGGGAAGGAAGAAAAUGGCGACGUGGACUUUUGCAUGGCCAUCACCAUGCACGAGAAUCAAUCUUCGAAUGCCUACGACAUGUACUUGUCCAUGACUAUCACGCGAGGAUCGGAUCUUGGUUGGACUGCGAUUGGGACUGGUUCUGUGAUGGCUGGCUCGUUGAUGACCAUCGUCUACGGCGAGCCUCUUACCGGAGAGCCUCCAGUUGUCAGCAUAAGGACAGCAGCUGCACAUCACCAGCCAAAACUGAUAACCAAAGAGCAGGCGGGUGGUGCAGAUUUUCGGGUUCUCCGGGCAGAAUGGCGGGCUAUUGAAGAAGACGGCACGCUUACUACGCUAUCAUCCUCUUCAUACGCGUAUAUCGCUGAAGUGAGUCUCGUCUGCUACUCCUGUAAUCUGUGGCCGGCAAAAGGCAGAGGCAGUAGUAAGAUUUCAGCAACGGCAACGUCUCUCCCCUGGAUCUGGGCAUGGAAUGAGGACCAGGAAAUCUCAUCGCUCUCCGACGAUGCCCAUCUCAACGGACACAGGCACCGUCGCGGAAAUGGUGGAUGGGGCGAAUUCUAUGUCGACAUGUCGCGGUCCCUUGAUACCGCUGAGAACCCUCCACCUGUCCCAUCGAUUCAAUCUGGGGUUCGCACUCUAGGCACUUCUGAUGCACCCAUCAACAGGAGUAAAGAGUUCACACUGUUUAGCAAGGGGGCUAUACAUGGCUUCCUGAUGGGGAUAGCAUUUCUAGUUAUCUUUCCACUAGGGGUGUUAGCCAUGCGCUCACAAUCCAGCAAGUCAUUUAAAUACCACUGGAUCAUUCAGCUCAUUGCCUCCCUCUGCACUGGUACAGGAGCGAUUGUUGGUAUUAUCAUGAGCCAAGGGUCAUUCAACUCCCCUCACCAGGUAGCCGGACUGCUGGUAUCAGGCGUGCUUGGUCUCCAAGCGUUUCUCGGGUGGAGACACCAUGUAAUCUUUGUACGAGUCAGACACCGAACCUGGAUCUCGCACGCGCACAUCUGGGCCGGAAGACUCAUUAUGAUUGUUGGCUGGGCGAACUUUCUCAGUGGCAUGCUUUUUGUAGCAACUGGUCAGUUCUGGGUUAUCUUGGUGUCCGCGAUUAUUGUGGGAGAGAUCGUCGGCCUCACCUUCUGGGUUUGGAGCUGCAAUAGGCACAAAUCCCGCAAGUCUACUCUUGAGGCGUCGGAGGCCGAGGUUACAUGGCGAGGGGAGCGAGACGGGGAAUAUUUCGCAGUAGGUGAAGAUGAGGAAACGGAGAUGAACGAAAUGGGCGAUCAUGACAAGCAUGAGAGCAGUCCGUAUGACCCCAUGCUUCCCCGACAUGGUUCGCAUUAAAUUUUGAACAGUAGUAUUUGGUCUAGCUGUUUGAUUCAGCGGCAUGCUAUGACAUCCGACAUAGCAAAGCAAACAUUAGUCUCUUUCAGAGACUCGAGAAUGAUACUCCGAUCUGGC
This is a messenger RNA of Aspergillus caelatus, 1667 nucleotides long. RefSeq names its product cytochrome and DOMON domain-containing protein. Lineage: Eukaryota; Fungi; Ascomycota; Eurotiomycetes; Eurotiales; Aspergillaceae. The record is from RefSeq and is a predicted model, not a curated record. The coding region runs from base 84 to 1550 and encodes 488 amino acids. The transcript has a single exon.